AUGUAUAGAAAAUGUCAACUCGGGGUGACACGGGCCAACUGCAAGGAGAUGAGCUGGCUGCAGUACACGGCAUACAUAUACUUCCGCGACGACAUCUACAACAAGCCGCUGGAGGAGCUCCUCCUCAACCGGUCCAUGACCCUAGGCCCCUUCUUCAAGAACAAGUCGGACUACGUCAAGAAACCCCUGAGCAAGGAGACAUUGGAGAAGAUGUUCCUCUGGCCCGAGGGUGCCGCGACGGGGCAGCUCGUCCUUGAGCCGCACGGCGGAAGAAUGGGCCGCAUCGCGGCCGAUAACACCCCUUUCCCGUACCGGAGCAGCGUGCUCUACAACAUCCAGUACGUCGAGUUCUGGAACGGCGAAGGGACCGGAGGCAAGGUUACGCCCGACUGGGUCGGGAGCCUCUAUAACUUCAUGGCGCCGUUUGUGAGUAAGAACCCGAGGGGCGCGUACGUGAAUUACCGGGACCUUGACAUUGGUGUGAACAAGGUGGUCGACGGCGCGGCGAGCUAUGAAAGUGCCAAGGUGUGGGGCGAAAGUUAUUUCGGCCAGGAAAACUUUAGGAGACUAGCGAAGAUAAAGCGCAAGGUGGAGGCCGACGACUACUUCCGGAGCGAGCAGAGCAUCCCACCACUUCCCUUGAACCAGUAG
This is a messenger RNA of Triticum aestivum (bread wheat), 651 nucleotides long. Its product is annotated as berberine bridge enzyme-like Cyn d 4. The coding region runs from base 1 to 651 and encodes 216 amino acids. The transcript is spliced from 2 exons. The record is from RefSeq and is a predicted model, not a curated record. Lineage: Eukaryota; Viridiplantae; Streptophyta; Magnoliopsida; Poales; Poaceae. Gene Ontology annotation, molecular function: oxidoreductase activity; flavin adenine dinucleotide binding.